AUGGAGAAGAAUAGACUUAUAUUGCUCAUUGUGGGUGUGUUAUUCCACCUUCUCUAUCUAUGGUCGAUCUUUGAUAUUUAUUUCGUGAGCCCGUUGGUGCAUGGAAUGGAGAACCAUUUGUCCACGUCCAGACCUCCAGCGAAGAGAUUGUUCUUGAUUGUUGGGGAUGGCCAGAGAGCUGAUAAGACUUUGGGACAAGUGCUGCAUCCUGUGACAGGCGAAACCACUUAUUUGGCUCCUUUCCUGAGAAACGUCAUUUACAAUGAGGGUACGUACGGUAUCUCGCACACUAGAAUGCCCACGGAAUCACGCCCGGGGCACGUUGCCAUGAUCGCAGGCUUCUAUGAGGACGUCUCCGCUGUCACCAAAGGCUGGAAGGAAAACCCCGUUGAUUUUGAUUCGGUUUUCAACCAGUCGGCUCAUACUUACUCUUUCGGAUCUCCUGAUAUUCUUCCCAUGUUUGCCGACGGUGCCAGUGAUCCAAAUCGUAUCGACACUUGGAUGUAUGGCCAUGAAUUUGAGGAUUUCACACAGUCUUCGAUCGAGCUGGAUGCCUUUGUGUUCAGAAAUUUGUAUGAAUUGUUUGACAAUUCUACGAAGGAUGCCAAAUUGUACGAUCAGAUCCAUCAAGACGGAAACGUCUUUUUCUUGCAUCUAUUGGGAACUGAUACCUCCGGCCACAGCUACAGACCAUACUCUGCUGAGUACUACGACAACAUCAACUACACCGAUAAGCAAAUUGAGAAGCUUGUUCAAAUGGUGCCAGAAUUCUUUGGUGAUGAUGAUACUGCUUUCGUUUUCACUGCAGAUCACGGAAUGAGUGAUUUUGGCUCUCAUGGUGACGGUCACCCAGAUAACACCAGAACACCACUCAUUUGCUGGGGUGCCGGUAUCAACAAGCCUGUUAUUUUGACCAAGCCAGUCGAUGACCCUGAGGGUUACAUGGACUCCUGGGCACUUUCUCACAUCAAGAGAAACGAUGUUAGCCAGGCAGAUAUUUCCUCGUUGAUGGCAUAUUUGAUCGGAGCCAACUACCCAGCUAACUCUGUUGGAAAGCUUCCCCUGGAGUAUCUCGAUGUUCCUGAUUCCGAGAAGGUGACAUCCUUGUACAAGAAUGCUCUAAGUAUUCUGGAACAAUACUGGGUCAAGCGUGCAGAGGUUGCCUCUAGACAGUUUGGCUUUGAAGAGUUCCCAAAAUUUGCUAACCCUCCAGUUUCUAUGAGAGUCAAGGCCAUAGAGCAUUAUCUCGAAGCCAAUGAGGAAGGUCAGAUUGAAAGCGAUCCCCAUGCUUUGGAGGAAAUCGAUAAGUUGAUCGCCGAUACACUGGAAGGUUUGGAUUAUCUACAGAAAUACAACUGGAAAUUCCUACGGUCUGUAGUGACUUUCGGAUUCGUGGGAUGGAUUUUCUACUCGUUCUCAAUUUUCUUGCAAUUGUUCAUUGUUCCGCGUUCAACUGAGAACUCUGGAUGGUUAAAUCAUCUCUUUUUCGGGGUCAUGACGGGAGCAUUAUCCUACAUUCUAUUCUACCAAAGGUCGCCACCGAACUACUACCUAUAUGCUUUAUUUCCAGUUGUAUUCUGGCAUCAAAUAGUGUGCAAGAGAAACAGUUUCAUCUCGGGAGUCUCAAAGUUCUUCUCAGGACAGUCAAAACCAACCAUUCUGCUCAUUUCUGUCGGUGUUAUUGCUGUGUUUGAGAGCAUCACCUACGGUUUCUUCAACAGGGCCAUUUUCAGCGCAUUAUUUAUUGUUCUUGGUUUGUACCCGGUGCUUUUUGGCAUUCCAUUUUUCAAACAGCUGCUUCCUUGGUUUCUGUCAUGUGCUGCAAUGGCUUUCUUCCCUUUGCAAAAUCCUGUCAAAGUGGAAAGCUUGGUACAAAUUUUGAUUGGAGGAGCGUUGAUUCUUUUGUUCGCGGUCGUUGGAUUCUUGUACAUUUUGAAAGUGUCACACGUUGAAAGGUACACUGUUGUACUGGUCGUUAUUCAGAUCCUCUUGGUUGUGGCUUCAAUGUGGUCUACCACCGAAGCAGUUGAGUCUUUGCAAGCCAGAGAUGGUCUUCCUCCAAGAGCUCAGAUAGCUGGCUGGGCGAAUCUGGUCAUAUCUCUCAUUCUUUUGCCAAUCUUACACACUUUCCAAUCAAACAGCGAUUACCUUCUGCGUUGCUUGAUCAUCUUCCUAUCGUUUGCUCCCACAUUCGUGAUACUGGCCAUAUCUUUUGAAGCCCUGUUCUACGUUGGCUUCUCCGCAGUGAUCCUACAGUGGAUCGAAAUUGAGUCUUCCAUUCUCAAAAUCAAGGUGAGCCACCACAAGUCUGCCAAUCACUGGAUGCAAGUGCUACGUAUCUCGGUGAUUGGGUUUUUCUUGAUGCAGAUUGCGUUUUUCGGGACCGGUAAUGUGGCCUCCAUCUCGUCUUUCUCGCUGGAUUCUGUCUAUAGACUGCUUCCAAUCUUUGACCCAUUUCCUAUGGGUGCAUUGCUAAUGGUCAAGCUCAUUAUUCCAUAUGUUUUAUUAUCUGCGGGCUUGGGUAUCAUGAAUCACAAGCUGGAGAUUGACGCUUUCACCAUCUCCACACUCAUUAUCUCCAUCAGUGACAUUCUUUCACUCAACUUCUUCUACCUCGUGAAGACUGAAGGAAGUUGGCUGGACAUCGGAGUCACCAUAUCUAACUACUGUCUGGCUAUCCUGUCUAGUUUGUUCAUGCUCAUAUUAGAACUGGUUAGUAACGUUCUUCUCAAAGGUGUCGAAGUGGCAGAUUCCAAAUCUCAAGCAAGAUUGAGAUCAAAGCUCGAAGUGACCUUCAAAGGCUACGAGGACGUUGUUCGCAUCCAGAACGAUGAUAGACCAAUCUCCCAAAGAGUCAGAAGAAGGGCCGCUAAAAAAUAG
This is a messenger RNA of Kuraishia capsulata CBS 1993, 2880 nucleotides long. RefSeq lists its product as uncharacterized. Gene Ontology annotation, molecular function: mannose-ethanolamine phosphotransferase activity. NCBI's taxonomy places the organism in Eukaryota, Fungi, Ascomycota, Pichiomycetes, Pichiales, Pichiaceae. The record is from RefSeq and is a predicted model, not a curated record. The transcript has a single exon. Gene Ontology annotation, biological process: GPI anchor biosynthetic process. Gene Ontology annotation, cellular component: endoplasmic reticulum membrane. Bases 1 to 2880 code for a protein of 959 amino acids.